Messenger RNA from Dentiscutata erythropus, 975 nucleotides. NCBI's taxonomy places the organism in Eukaryota, Fungi, Glomeromycota, Glomeromycetes, Diversisporales, Gigasporaceae. The record is from the annotation of a GenBank genome assembly.
ACCAUCACAGAUAAAUUAAUAGAUAAUAUUAGAAAUAUAUUUUUUGGUGAUGUUUCCCAUAUUGAUGAUUUUGGAACAUUUUUUAAAGAAGUUCAAAUAGAAGAAAUCGAAGUCAAAUGGAAUAGAUUUGGUCAAACAACCAAUGAUAAAAAAGCUUCUAAAGCUCCUAGAAUGAAAUUGAGAGGGAUAUAUUCAGAAUUUGGUUUUAGAAUCAUGUUGAACGCAACUAGUAAAGAUUACAGUGACUUUAAAGUUUACAAACCACCAGGACCUUUUAUCGUAACUUUAACAUUCUUGGCUUGUAAAGAUGUUAAAAACUCUGUAGAUAGACCAAUCAAUAUCAACGCAAAGACCAAAGAAGUUCAGAAUUUCUGUGUAUGUGAACUGUAUGAAUAUACUUUUAAAAUACCAAUGUAUAUGGCCCAUGAUGGGUCACAAGAACCUAAAAAAGAUUCUGGAAUGCCAUUUUGCUUACCUGAAAAACCCACAUCAGAUAGAAUCCUUUCUUUUGGUUGCGAUAAACAAAAAGGUGGAUUUAGUUUGAAUAUCGCUUGGAUAGUAACGAUAACUGUAGAUCCUUCAGCCUUACAAGAAAAAAUUGAAAAUACACUCUUGGCUAACACGACUACAAACAAAGAUGAACCUAUCGAUCUAGAAGAUGCAUUAUUUUUUGAAAUAGAACAAAAUAUGGAUAACCUACAAAAUCUCAGAUUAACUGGUGGUACUGCAUUACAACAACUUAUCAAUGCUAUAAAAGCAAAUAACCCUAUUCUUUCUCAACCUAAUAAAUCUAUCAAAGAAAAAGAAAAGCUUGUAGAUUUGAAACCAGGUAGCCAUUUUUAUAAUUUGAUACACAAGGAUAUACGUUUAAACAAGUAUAUGGUCUCAGAUUUGGAUGAGGAAAUUCGUGUUUGUGGAUCAAUAUUAAUUCAAAAAUUUAAAGAGAAAAUUUAUAAUGAAAAAGAUUAUAAUCAG